This is a messenger RNA of Penicillium cinerascens, 2091 nucleotides long. RefSeq lists its product as uncharacterized. The record is from RefSeq and is a predicted model, not a curated record. Gene Ontology annotation, biological process: DNA-templated transcription; positive regulation of transcription from RNA polymerase II promoter by galactose. Gene Ontology annotation, molecular function: DNA-binding transcription factor activity, RNA polymerase II-specific; RNA polymerase II cis-regulatory region sequence-specific DNA binding; zinc ion binding. The coding region runs from base 1 to 2091 and encodes 696 amino acids. Lineage: Eukaryota; Fungi; Ascomycota; Eurotiomycetes; Eurotiales; Aspergillaceae. The transcript is spliced from 3 exons. Gene Ontology annotation, cellular component: nucleus.
AUGUUCAACACCUUUGUUGGCAUUAAUCACAACCAGCCAACAAAGGACGCCCCCGAGCGUCGAAGGGCUAUUGCUGCGAAAGCCUGUGUGGAAUGCCGCAGACGAAAGACAAAAUGUAUUGGAACGAAACCGUGCACCGGAUGUCUGGCUUGCAAUGCCGAAUGUGUUUUUCCUGAAGCUCGCCGGCGGGGCAGAAAAAGCCAAAAGACAUUAGCAAACAACGCCACCAAAGAUGACUGUGAGGCACUGGUCAAGACGUUGUUUCCGCAUAGUCCGAUUGAGUCCCUGAGAGGUCUUUCUCGCGCAACUCUACUGGAACGAGCCAGGACGGAAGCCGACUAUUCUCCCGAGACAAGCCACCAAAGCUCAUCCGCUACGUCUCCCGAUAUGACAACCCCGAACAACCCACGAUCAGUCCCGGACUUGGAAGCAAAUGAGCGUCUCUACAAGCUUCAAUGCCAGGAUUCGACCGUUUUUGAGUGGGACGAGACUUCAACAGAGACCCGCCACGCAGUAGAGGACGACGUGAAUGCGCUUUCAUUAUCGCAGGAGCGAAAGUCUUCCUUUGUCGGAAUAUCAUCCGUUGCUGCUGCUGUCAGAGCGCUUAAUAUCGUAUUGCCAGCCCCGAUCAUGGAGGAAAAGCCCAUAAUACCCAAGAUGCCUUCAAUGCAUGAACUGCCCAACCAACCACCCAUCAUCUCAUCAUCGACCCCAAACCGGAUAUCUUCGUAUCGCGAAGAGCAACGACUGAUCGAUGCCUACUUUGCUGGGAUCCAUGUAUUUGCUCCGAUCAUUCACGAGCCCAGCUUUCGCAACAAAUACCUGACAAGUCAGAGCAGCCUCGAGCGAUCCUGGCUUGCACUUCUCAACAUGGUCCUCGCCUUAGGGAGCGUCACCUCCUCCGCAGGAGACUCAACAGAAGACCUCCAAUACUAUAACCUGGCCAAGCAGUAUCUCUCACUGGAUAGUUUUGGUAGUGGACGACUGGAAACAUUGCAGGCGCUGGUGCUCAUGGGCGGGCAGUACUUGCAUUUCCGGAAUCAACCGAACAUGGCAUCUGCUAUUAUUGGUGCUUGCUAUCGCAUUGCGAGUGGGCUCGGACUGCAUCUCAAAGGAUCCGAAGACUAUCAAGGACGAAUCAGUCUUCAAGAAGAGGUCAAGCGAAGGAAUUGGUGGACUAUUUACGUUCUUGACACGUGGGGUUCUAUGACACUCGGAAGGCCCUCGGCCGCACUUGGGACAUUGAUCGACACCCCGAAAAAUGUGCUGGAUGAACAGCGUGGCGAAGUUCCACCGACAGAACCAACGAUCCACGCCCCUUUGAUCCACAACAUCCAUCUAUGCGGAAUUAUCAACCGCAUUCAAGAUCGACUCAUCGUAAAUCCUAUCCUCGGGUAUGAUGAACUACAGUCCUUCGAUGAAAUGCUUGUUUCUUGGUUCCAACGUUUACCACCGUUCCUGCGAUCCGGCGACUCCAGCGCACCCGAACUACAAGAUGCGCGUCUGGUUCUCAAAUGGAGAUACCAAAACACUCGAUUCCUUCUACACCGUCCAAUCCUCCUCGACACGGUCAUCAGGCGGGCGCCACUUGAAUCUCUCUCUACAACCGACCAGAUCAUUGUUUCGAAAUGCCGAGACAUUGCGGCAGAUUCGAUAUUCAGCAUUCAAGCCGAAUGGCGCCCAACCAAGAUUUGCUGCUGGAAUGCAGUAUGGUUCUUGUUCCAAGCAUGCUUGAUUCCUUUGAUGGCUCUGAUGGUAGAGCCUACCGAUCACUGCGAAUACCAAAGCUGGUGUAAUCAAGUCCAAAUCGGAAUCUCGGCCUGCGAGGACAUGGCACAACUGAGCCCCGUUGGGCCCAAGACGAAGGCUUUUCUUGAACGACUGCUUCUCGCAGUCACCAAUGCUUCGUCUGCAAUCUCCCAAUACCCGAUCUCUACGAUUCCACAACCUCACAUGGAUACGAUAAUGGGGCUUUUGGAGAAUAAUUGGGAUUACUUUAGCGAAAACGAUGCACUCGCCCAGUUUGACUACAGCGGUCUAUCAUAUCUGGAUGACCAGUUUCUACCGCAACACUACAGGCCAUUUGCUUAA